CCUGGCUACUCUGGCACUAAAACAGCACUUUCUCUACUCGCCGCGCAUUUGGUUAGGGGUGGGGGGUGAGAGGGCACCGAUCUGCGGGGCCGGAACACCCAAAUCCCAACUCUCCAGAUGAACGAGCAACUGGGCUGCUGUUCCCGGUCACCGACGCACACGAAACGUUCAAUAAAUCCACCGAGGGCUGGCUCCUCGUACCUUCCUCCCCUGCCCCAGCUCCCCAGGCCCCACCUCCCCGGCAGGCUGGGAUCCACGUACUUUCGCCGAGAUGAAGUUUGGGGCUCCCCGGGCGGCCACGAGCCGCCCGCCGGCGUGAGGGCUGGCUCUGUUGUUGUUUUCCUCGGGCUGCUUCUGCCCGCGCCCCGGCUCCCGUGCCCCUCUCGGGCGGCGCUGCCUGUGUGUCGAGAGGUGCUGGUUGCAAACGCAGCCUGGCACCGGCUGGCCUACUACUCCCCAGCCCGGCCCCCAGCCUCCCGCCCGCAGGGCACUGCCUCCGCGCCCCCCGCCCCCCGCCGGCGCGGCCGCCGCGACCCUCGCCCCCGACCUCUCCCGACCCAAAGUUUUGGCGGAGGGGGAAAGUGCCCGGGGAGCGGAGCGGCCAGCGGCGGCUCCGGUCGCGCGGGGUUCCCUCCGUCUUCCUCAAGUCCACCCUACCGGCUGCCGCCGCCGCCGCCGCCGCCGCCGCUGCUCCUGCCGCGGAGUCCUUGGGGCUGCAGCCCGGCGGCUCGCAAUUACCUUCAGUCAACCGUGGUCCGGAAGCAGAUGAUCCUCCUUCUAAUGUAUCAUCAGAAAGUCAGUAGUAGCCUAAUGCUACGUCACAAUCCUGUGUUAUUCACCUCACUUUCUCUCAUUACGUAAGCAUUUUAUCAUCCCACAUCAUCACAGGAAGGGUGAGUACAAUGCAAUAAGAUCUUUUGAGAGAGAAAGCCCACAUUCAUGUAACUUCUAUUACAGUAUAUUGUUACAAUUGUUCUAUUUUAUUAUUAUUGUUGAUCUCUAACUGUGCCUAAUUUGCACAUUAAAAUUUAUCAUACGUGUAUAUGUGUAGGUAAAAACAUAUAUACAUAAAAGUCAUAUAUACAUAUAUGCAUGUACAUAGGGUUUGGUGGUUUGGUACUAUCUAUGGUUUCAGGCAUCCACUGGAGGUCUUGGAAUGUA
Molecule: messenger RNA, 1161 nt
Organism: Felis catus (domestic cat)
Lineage: Eukaryota; Metazoa; Chordata; Mammalia; Carnivora; Felidae
Product: protein enabled homolog
Exons: 2
Coding region: 118-861 (247 amino acids)
Source: RefSeq, a predicted model, not a curated record